GUGACGUCAGCGGCGCGCGCCCUUUCUCCGCCAUCUUGUCCCUGGAUCUGCUCCUGCAGGACACUGCCCUUUUCCGGGACAAGAAGCAGCGCAAUGGCCGAGGAAUGCAUAACUGCAGGCGGUGUCAUGGAUGUUAACACUGCACUUCAGGAAGUGCUGAAAACUGCGUACAUCCACGAUGGCUUGUGUUGUGGUCUCCGGGAAGCUGUCAAGGUGCUGGACAAGCGACAGGCUCACUUGUGUGUCCUGGCAGGCAAUUGCGAUGAGGCACAAUAUGUUAAGUUGGUAGAGGCACUCUGUGCUGAGCAUCAGAUCAACCUGAUUAAGGUUGAUGACAACAAGAAACUUGGUGAAUGGGUAGGCCUGUGCAAAAUAGACCGAGAAGGGAAACCUCGCAAGGUUGUCGGCUGCAGUUGUGUUGUUGUCAAGGAUUAUGGAAAAGACUCACAAGCCAAGGAUGUCAUUGACAACUAUUUCAGAGGAAAGUGAUAUGUUUCAUAAAUAAAAACAAAAGCUAA
This is a messenger RNA of Carcharodon carcharias (great white shark), 518 nucleotides long. RefSeq names its product ribosomal protein S12 (gene rps12). Gene Ontology annotation, biological process: translation. The record is from RefSeq and is a predicted model, not a curated record. Gene Ontology annotation, molecular function: structural constituent of ribosome. Bases 94 to 489 code for a protein of 131 amino acids. Gene Ontology annotation, cellular component: ribosome; cytosolic small ribosomal subunit. The transcript has 6 exons. NCBI's taxonomy places the organism in Eukaryota, Metazoa, Chordata, Chondrichthyes, Lamniformes, Lamnidae.